This is a messenger RNA of Podarcis muralis (Common wall lizard), 529 nucleotides long. It is a transcript of the gene PCP4, whose product is annotated as Purkinje cell protein 4. The record is from RefSeq and is a predicted model, not a curated record. Gene Ontology annotation, molecular function: calcium ion binding; calmodulin binding. Gene Ontology annotation, cellular component: cytoplasm. Lineage: Eukaryota; Metazoa; Chordata; Lepidosauria; Squamata; Lacertidae.
GUGGGCAGCCGCUUUUAAGAGAAAAGCUAGAAACAGUGUGUGAAGAACUUGGAACAGUAGCCUUGUUCUGAGGAAGUGGAAAAUCUGUGAACUGUCAUUUCCAAACAAUCAUGAGUGAGAGACAAGGUGCUGGAGCAACAAAUGGAAAAGACAAGACAUCUGGUGAGAAUGAUGAGCAAAAGAAAGUUCCAGAGGACUUUGAUAUAGACAUGGAUGCACCAGAGACAGAGAAAGCUGCAGUGGCGAUACAGUCUCAGUUCAGGAAAUUCCAGAAGAAAAAGGACGGGUCCAAAUCUUAGUCUCUACCUCACAGUUCCCACCAUCACCACUUCCUGGUCUGUCAGGAAAUGAAAAAAUAAAUAAAUCUAGAUGCAUGUACAGAAAUUCCCACUAUUUAAAAGUCCAUCAGCGGGUAUUGAAACAAGUAUGCUUGUUGCGUGACUUCAUCUGUAUGUUUAUCUCCAAUCUCAAUUCUUCUGCAACUCACCAUUUCCCUUGAUGUUCAAAUAAAACGUUAGGAUGAAGUUGC